This is a messenger RNA of Medicago truncatula (barrel medic), 1245 nucleotides long. RefSeq names its product F-box/kelch-repeat protein SKIP11. The coding region runs from base 1 to 1245 and encodes 414 amino acids. Lineage: Eukaryota; Viridiplantae; Streptophyta; Magnoliopsida; Fabales; Fabaceae. The record is from RefSeq and is a predicted model, not a curated record. The transcript has a single exon. Gene Ontology annotation, cellular component: nucleus. Gene Ontology annotation, molecular function: protein binding.
AUGGAUCUUUCAAGCAAUAAGCAUCAACCAAAUGGAGAAGAAAAGAAAUAUAUGAAAAGAAAACUGGUAAAACAAGCAGAAUGUCCCAAGGAAGAGAAGACGAAUAAGGAAGCGGAGGAGCAAGAGUUUGCCAUUUUUUCCCAUUCCAAAGACGAUAGGGAUUGUAAAAGGCAAGAAGAUAUGACACAUGACUCGAGUUUGCUUUUUCAACAUCUUGGUCGGGAUAUAUCAAUCCAUUGUCUUCUUCAAUUGUCAAGGUCUGAUUAUGGCUUAAUUUCUGCAUUGAACAAGAAUUUUCGAUCACUAAUUAGAUCAGGGGAGCUACAUCAGCUACGACGAAAAUUGGGCAUAGAAGAACAUUGGGUUUACUUCUCUUGUGAUUUACUUAAAUGGGAGGCAUUUGAUCCAAGUCGUGGUCGAUUUAUUCAAUUGCCUAAAAUUCCUUGUGAUAAAGUUUUUAUGUUGUGUGAUAAGGAGUCGUUGGCUGUCGGUACUGAGCUUCUAGUUUUUGGAAGGGAAUUGAUGGGUCCUACCAUUCAUAAGUAUGACUAUCUAUCAAAUACGUGGUCAAUUGGAAAAAUGUUGAAUACUCCAAGAUGCUCGUUCGGUUCAUCCAGCCUUGGAGAAAUUGCAAUAUUAGCAGGUGGUUGUGAUCCAUGUGGCAACAUCUUGAGCUCAGCUGAGAUUUACAACUCAGACACUGGAAAAUGGGAAACCCUUCCAAACAUGAAUAAAGCAAGAAAAAUGUGUUCGGGUGUAUUUAUGGAUGAAAAAUUUUAUGUCCUUGGUGGAAUUGGAGCUGAUAAAACAACACCACUUACAUGUGGUGAGGAAUUUGAUAUAAAGAGAAAAGAAUGGCGUGAAAUACCCAACAUGUUCCCAAUGCCAACUGGAGUAUUGGAGGCACCACCAUCUUAUGGACCACCUCCCUUGAUUGCAGUUGUAAAAAAUGUAUUGUAUAAUGCUGAUUACGCAACAAAGGAAGUAAAGAAGUAUGAUAAAAACAAUAACUCUUGGGUUACCAUUGGAAGAUUUCCUGAGCAAGCCACCUCAAUGAAAGGUUGGGGAUUAGCUUUUCGUGCAUGUGGAGAUAUGCUAAUUUUUCUUGGAGGUCCCAUUCUUCAUUGUAGAGGCAUGUUGGAAAUCAAUGCUUGGGUCCCAAAUGAAAGAGCGAUACAAUGGAAUCAACUUGCAAGAAAGAAAAUAGGGAGCUUUGUGUAUAGUUGCACUGUGAUGGGAUGUUGA